This is a messenger RNA of Bipolaris zeicola 26-R-13, 4461 nucleotides long. RefSeq lists its product as uncharacterized. The transcript is spliced from 2 exons. The record is from RefSeq and is a predicted model, not a curated record. Lineage: Eukaryota; Fungi; Ascomycota; Dothideomycetes; Pleosporales; Pleosporaceae. The coding region runs from base 1 to 4461 and encodes 1486 amino acids.
AUGUUUGGCAAGCGACGAAGAGCAGCCUCGAGUCCGGCCCAGCGAGCGCCUCCUCCCAGCGCCUCCGCCUCGCUCGCCGCCUCCAAAGCCUUCAUCAAGAGCGCCGAAUCCAAUGGCGCCCUCUCGUCCGCCGCCGCCGCAGCAGCCCUGCGUACUCACUCGCCAACACCGACGUCCGUAGCAGAUACCGUCACCAAGCGCAUGGCCCGACGCGGUUCGCUCUCAUCCAACGGCAGCUACUCGAGAGAGCCGUCCGGUUCCCUGCAUCGGCAGUCGAGUUCAGGGUCCAUGACGGAGCGCUCGUUCCGCGCACCAUCGCCAGGCAGAGGAAGUCCAGCUGAAACCAAUGCGCCACCUGUCCCGCCUGUGCCCGCAAACAUACAGCAUCACGACGGUGGCAUGCGUCGCCGCGCAUCGAGUGUCGAGCCCCUCUAUCGCGGAGCAUCGCCAGGCCCCAGAGGCGGAGGCAGAGGUGUGAGCUUAGACAGGGGCGCUAGUACUCCUCGACGAGCGCCCCAACGUCCCGCCAACCCUCUUACCAAUGUUUCAGAGGAAGAAGACACUGCCCGGUCUAUAAACUUCUCCCGUCCCAUGUCCCCCGGCGUAGUAGGCACCAAGCCAAGCCCACCACAGACUACUGCUUCGUCUGGAUGGUUUGGUGGGCCCGUUGUCAACCAAGAUGCCCUUCAGCGCAUGGCAUCAACCUCACGGCCAAAGACAUCGAGCGGUGUCUCUAGCCACCAUGUCCAGAACACCCAGAGAUCCAUACAAAAUGCAGCCGAGCGCCCGGUCAGCUCACAUCGCAUCUCGCAUGGUGUCGAAGGCUCUCGGCUAUCAAGCGGCAGUAUGCGUGUGAAGCCAUCCGGAACAGCUGUACAAAAGCAAACAUAUCCGUCGAGACAGGCCCCACGACCCGUUGAUCCGAACUCGCCAGAUGCCGUCUAUGACCCAUCGUCCCGCACCUUUAUCCACAAGCAGGACGCCAUGGCCCGUCAUAGGGAGAUACACGAAAUGCCUGAGCCCGAGCCCCAACCUGGACCACAGCCUGCAGAGACUUUUCAUUCUGUUCAUAUACCAGAGAACCAAAUGGGUCGUGGAUCACCCAGCCCUAUCCGUCAUUACGUUCGACAAGAACCGCCACCGCCUCAGCGAAGAGAGGAACCGAGGGCAGCUGUUCAACGGCACUCUGAUGAAUUUAAUGAUGCUAAUAUGCAGCCUCCUGAGAAGGCAAACGCUAGUCGCAGACUUGAAGAUUCUGGCUAUGGCACAAUAGUUGGGUACGAUGACGACGCGGCUUCGUCCACUGUUGCCCAGAACCAGGACAACCCCUACCCCCGACUAUCCACCCCGGUAAAUUCUAGGCCCGCAAGUACUUAUGAUAGUCAAGACCACGAACGCGCCGGGCGAAAUGAAAAUUCACCGUUAAGCCCACCUCGCACCGCUCAUUUCGCGCCCUUAGCUACCGAACUUACUGGGCUGAAGCACGAACCGCUGCCCCGAUCAGUAUCCCCUGCAAAAUCUGCACUAAAAGCGUCACCCUCAGUAUCGCGUCGUGGCGAGUCUCCGCUCCGCUCCAACGGGCUUUUACACACCAGAGGUGCUUCAAGUGAAGCAUCGGACACUGCCUCGGAGGAGGGAGGAAGGCGCAAGAAGAAGAACGUUCGUGUUAGCUUUGAGGAAGAUGUGGUGGCCCCUAGUACCUCUGCCCCGACUCACCCUGAGAUGCCUAAUUACGGAAGCCUUGGGGCAUCCAGAUGGAGUCCAAUAGCUGAAAAGGACGAUGAGUUUGAAGACCUCAAGAAGCCGCGACCUGCUCUGCCUCUUUUUGGUAGUAUCCGAGACAAGGAGCGACGUCACAGGGAGGAAGUGCCUGAAAAGGUAACUGAGACCGUGUCCGUCAGUCCUGUCGGUGAUCAAUCUCGGGUUUCAAGCGACAUUGCGCUUGGCAGCAUUGUUUCCGACGACCAUGCUCGAAAGCAGAGAGGAUCAUCUGAUCCUCUUCCACCUGAGGUUACUUCUGUCGAAGGCAGUGGUUACGUGUCAGACUCUAGCGAAUACUCGGACAAGCACGGGGUUACAGAGCAUAAGGAAAUGUCUCAGCAACCACCAGCUCUGGAGCCAAAGUCUCUGUCUAUCCCGCAUGAAGAAGUACCAUCGACGACGAUCACAGCAUCAGAACAAAACGCCCAUGUUCCCGAUAUUGCAUUCCAACCUGCAACCCCUAGCCCGUUUGAGAAGCCUGAACCGAAUUUCCCAAGCAUAACUAUUCCUGGAGGGUGGGACGAAGAUGCCACUGGUGCUAGGAGCCAAACCCCCAAACCAGCUAUAUCUACAUCGACACCCUCUACGAACACUACGGAGCCGACAAGUCAGGUGCCACAAUCCAACUCACAGGAAGAAGACACCACAGACGAUGAAAGCAGUAUAUAUAGCGAUGCUUAUGAGGAUUUGUCUGACGGAGGCGGAUUUGCUAGUAUCGAUGCUCUUAUGGAUAAGCCGAUCAACCCUUCGUCAUCUGGACUGAUGCACUCAAAGUAUGCGGAUCAAGAUACAACGGAAGGCCCUGCCUUGAAGUCUGGGCAACAGACUUCUGCGGAGGAUAGUGACGACUCACAGGCAACUCCAACACAAGACUGGACCCCUGCUCAGUUGCAUUGGAGUGGCUUGAAUGCGUCUUUCAAACAAGCCGAUAAGAUUGAGACGUCUGUCGAGCAAAUACCGCCUCCCCAAAAAGGUACUGAUCAGCCUAUGCAACGUUCGACUUCGCAGGAUCGCCCGGUAUCAGUAGCUUCACCAUCACAGUCGACCAAGCCUCUAAAGUCGGCCUUGAAAAAGAGUCCAGCUCCGGAAACAACUCGACCAGCCGAGCCCUCAAACAGGACUACGCAGGCUUCCGCACCUAGGGAAAGCCGUUCAGAGGUGCACAUGAGAAGAACCAUGCGCGGUAGUUCAAACACAGAUGCGCCAGCUGAACCCCGAAUGGGAUCCACAAUGCGUUCGACCAUGAGGGGAGGACCAGAAAGCCCUCCUAGAGCACAGCCACAGAUGCGACAGAGUAUGCGGUCAGAGGAUACACUACCAAAGGCCAAUAUCAGCCUAGCUGCAUCUCGCCAUAGCAUGACACCGGUGGAAACCAAGCCCCGAGGCGCACUGCAAAAGAAGAAUAUUCCACCUCCAGUUGCUUCCAAGGCAAGGCCACAGAGUAUGCCUGCUGCGAAGCCAAAGCCUGCGCCAGUGCCUACAUAUGACAGCGACUCUGACGCUUCUGUUAGCAGCUUCCAGCGAACUAGAAGCCGAGGAUCCCGUCAACAAGGUGGACGGUACACAAUGCGUGGCUCCAUGAGGCAAAACCCUACACCGUCCCUGCGCGCCAGUGCACCAGCUCCAAGACAGGUUCGCGCCAUAUCACCACGGGAGUCUCCAUCGCCUGCCAUGCGAAGGUCCAUGCGGUCCUCUUCACCGACCCCGGACCCAGCCAAAUCAUCAAGGUUCAGCAUCCGAUCAUUGUCACCAAUGGGAAGGUUCCGCAAGGGACCCGAUGUCCGUCCGUCCUCGCCUAUACAGGAGAAGCCAAUGCCUUCGUUCACCAAGCAGCCCAAGCCUGCCAAACAAGCGCCUCAACCAGCUAAGGCGCCCAAAGCGGUCAAGGUGCCAUUCAAAAGCCGCUUCGCUGAUUCGAGUGAUGAGGAUGAAGAUGACCGGCCCAGGCUAUUUCAAAGUCGAUUUGAAGAUUCGGACGAUGAGCCGAUGGACUACGAGUUGCCUCCUGGCUUGACUCCAGUCCGAGGUAUUCCUAGGAAACCUGGCGAAGAGGAUGGGGACUCUACGGAUUUAGAAGAAGAGGUGGAUGAGGAAGUUCCCGAGGACGUUUCCAAGCCUGUUCCGCAAACGAAUGGAACCAACGGCCAUGUUAAUGGGCAGGGUGCAGCGCUAGCCACUGGCUCGCUCCGCGAUAGCAAACAUGCCGCUUUACCCACAUUCGAGUCCGGUAAGAGCAAGAAGAAGCGUGGUUUCUUUGGCCUAGGAAAAAAGAAGACGCCUCAGGCCGAGCCUGUCCCUGCUCAAUCCGAACCAGUACAGCCCGUCUCUACACACGGUAACAUUCCCAUGCCCCCUGCGCAACGUAACCGCGAUAAGGGCGCCCCCAUGACCCCGAUUGACGAGGAUAAGGAGUUCGCUGAGCCAGCCCCUACCUCCCCUAAGCGGUCGCCCAAGCUCCAACGACGAUCAACCCCGGACUGGCCUCUGCCUCCUCCACCACCCAUUGGAACUGAUGAUCGGCCAAUGAGCUCAGACGGUGUUGCGCCUCGUAGACCGCGUUUCGCCACGCGACAGCCCAGUGCUGUAUCUAAUGUCUCUGCGCCUGUGGUCGAUGCACAGGGCCAUUCGGUCGCGUAUGGCCGAAGUGGGAAGAAGAAGAAGUUUCAGGGUCUGAGACGUGUUUUUGGACUCAAUGAUUGA